Paramuricea clavata is the source of this 11596-nucleotide messenger RNA. The record is from the annotation of a GenBank genome assembly. NCBI's taxonomy places the organism in Eukaryota, Metazoa, Cnidaria, Anthozoa, Malacalcyonacea, Plexauridae.
AAAUAAAUUUUGCUAUUGUUUACUUUAUAGUAUUCUAAAUUUUGAUUGGUCAAUUUACCUGCAAAUAACUGCGUGCAAAUAAUAGUCUGAGCAUGCGCAUUCUUUAAAAACGUUGCUCACAUACAAAUAAAACUCUGAGCAUGCGCAUUGCCUUCAAUUUUUCUAAACUCGGUUCUCGCAAAAUAUGGCGAUUUGUUGGUGUCUCGCAGAUCAAUUAUUUGCCUCUGCCUUCGCAUCAGGAAAUAGUUGAUCUGCUUGCCAGCGACAAAUCACGAUAUCUUACUCAACCUCGUCUAAUAAUUGAUAAAUGUAUUGUAUUUAUUGUAAGAUCCCGCUUUAACUAGAUGCACAUUUUACGGAAUAAACACUCAGCUGGCUUUGGCUGUUUGCUAGUAAUUUUGCCAAAAGGUACAUUUUUUAAUACGAUUUGCUCCUCCAGUUUGAGUUUAUAAUUUUAUUCUUUACUUAUUUUCACAUGCAGAUGUGUCGUAUUCUCGGAAUCGAAUCAUUGGAGCAAUGAGAGACUGGAUGGAAAAAGUUCCUUGUUUACGUUUCGUACAAAGAAGAUCCCAGAGAGGAUAUUUGUACUUUCAUUCCGGAUCUGGGUGAGUUCCACUAUCAAGUAAUGAUGACAAAUUAUUGUCAAAGUUCCGUAGAUACUCUGUACCAAAUCAUAUCAUUGUGUUACCCUGUUCUGUUCUGUUCUGUUCUCCUCUGCUCUGUUCUGCUCUGCUUUGCUCUGUUCUGUUCUGUUGUGUUGUGUUCUAUUCUGUUCUGUCCUGUCCUGUCCUGUCCUGUCCUGUCCGUUCUGUCCUGUUCUGUUCUGUUCUGUUCUGUUUUGUUUUGUUUGCUGUGCGCGUGUUCUUUUGUACAUAUUGUUUUGUGUUCUGUUGUAUAGACCUUUCCCAAUGUGAAAACGAAACAAUGUUUUGAAAUCGAGGCGUGCAAUGAAAUUUUAUUGUUUACUUUGCCCGCCCCCAUUUCAAACUAUUGUUUCGUGUUCAGUUACGUAAAUUCGGGAAACUUAAGUGUCGAUUAUAUUUGUCUUACUUUGCCUUGUGUUGCAUCGCAUCGCAUUGCAUAUGUACCCCCAGUGAAAUGUUAUAGUCGGUCUCAAGAUUGAUUAGAUUCGGUCUUAAAAUAAAGUGUUCUAUAAACAAUUAAACAUACACAGCGAACCAACUAAAAAUGUCUGGAGACCACGGUUUCAACCAUUGCUAGAAAGUCCAAAUCAUAAUAUCACAACUAUAAAAUACAUCGUAUUUGUUUAUGAACAAAAAUAUACCUAUUGAAAAUCUAAUGGAGGUGAAUGCUAAAAAUUCACAAUGAUAUCAGCACUUCAGCAAACCUUUCAUGUUACGCUUAUACGAGUCUUACUGUUUGUCAUUUGCUACUGUUUUAUAAACAAUAAAAACAGCACCUGAAAGCCAGCUAAUUGCUUACAUUACAUGCACGUUACAGUACCAUAGAGACCCUCUUGUCUAAAAAUCUAUAAAGUUUAAUUAAAGUUAAUUUUGGUCAAACUUAACCAUGAUUAUGUGAUAUUUGAUACAACACGGACACGGCCCUUUUUACCAGUUUAUGAGUUGCAAAUAACCUAGAACGUCAAAAUCUUUGUACUAUCAUGGCUAGGAAAAGGGUCUCAUCGGAGAUUGUAUAUUGUAUUAUUUUAGUUGUUCCUCAGCCGUUGGUUACCAAGGAUCAAGACAGUUUGUUUCACUUGCACGAGGAUGUAUGCAUCAUGGAAUCAUCGUUCACGAAAUCGGUUUGUAAAAAUGUGCAUUUAUUUAGUGACUAAAUACGAUCAAUUAAGUCAAAUUAUUAUUUAUUUAUUUAUUUAAAAAAUCCUGACUGUAGCUAGUAGGUUUCGGUCGAUUCGUCAUAACUGACCAAAUGUGAAAUUGUGACAUAUUGUGACCAACACUCUGAUGUCAUACCGUUGGUUGGAAAACAUAUUAAUUUACACUUGACGUAAUGAUGUGGACAUCAGUAGUGAAUAUGUGAGUACUAAAUUAAUGUGGAAACGUGUACGAUCGCAAAAUAGCGCCGGUUUCAGGUGUGUUUUUAAAUAAGGCAAUACCUCCGGGAGUGGAGUUACAAUCAUUUUGAAAAGUAGUUCGGACACCAUUGGUUUUAGGAUAUCAGUGUUAGUAAUUACAAACAAUAAUACCACCCCUCCCUUCCCCUUUGUUUUUCCAAUCCAUGCACUAUUUUACGUGAAAACAAAAUGCUAACUACAAUUCAACAUUGAAUAUGGGGCGAGGGGAAGCGUUUAAGAAAAUGAUGAGUAUUUCGAGCAUCUGUCCCAACGCAUUUGAAAAUGAUUGUACCUUCUUCCAACAUUCUUCCUCAACGUUUCUUUGAAAAUUAGUAAGAAAAUAAUCAGACUGCUUUGAUAGUAAAGGUACAAAGGCAAGCAGUCACGUGAAAAAAAAUGACCAUUCAAAUAAACACAACAACCAAAGGACAAAGCGACAUGUAAAAAUCCGCGCAAGCUAUGACAAAAGCAGCGUCUUUAUUUCUAUCAUAACCUACUAUUUCUCUAUGAAGAAAGAAUGGUAUUUUUAUCUAUCGCAGAUUUGCGUGAUGAUUAAUUACAAUCAAGAGUUCUUUAUCUUCACCAAAGUUGAUGCUCACCCCCCCCCCUGGCUUGCCCUGUGAUCUUACGGCGCAUAAUUGCUUUACUUAUAAUUAUUAACGAUGCUAAGCAACUGCGUGAUUACUUCUCCAAACUUACUGUUCUUUUUUUCUCAAUAUUUUCUUUCAAAUUUUUUAGGCCACGCUUUGGGAUUCUGGCACGAACAAUCUCGCUCGGAUCGUGAUCGUUAUAUAUCAAUACAUUGGCAAAAUAUCCAACGCAGUAAGGUUUUAUAAUAUACUAUCACAGACAAUCAAAUGAAUGAUCUGGAAUCGCAAGCAAAAGCGCUAAUGUUGCUGACGCCACAUCCUUGAUUCUGCCUGAUACGCUUUAGUUUGCAUGGAACCCUAUAACUUCACUUUAAAUAUAUUUCAGGACUUUGUAUUAAUACAUAUUUGCUGAGAACGGCAAUGUCAAGUAUCAAUUUUCCGUGCGUAACAAAAAUAUACAAAAUUUGCAAAUUUGCAUGGUUAUUUCUAGAACCACUGAGUAUUUUAAUAAAAUACAAAACAAGUGAAACUCCAAAAAUCGAUAACAUUUUUAUUUAUCUACGUUUCGACUAUAUUUCAGUCAUCAUCAGGAUAAUGUUUUCUGUGUUUAUCCUGAUGAUGACUGAAAUAUAGUCGAAACGUAGAUAAAUAAAAAUGUUAUCGAUUUUUGGAGUUUCACUUGUUUUGUAUUUUGACAUGGUUAUAUUUUUCACAUUUUACAACCAAACUUUUUUAUUUGACUAGCUUUAGGAAUUGGGAUGCUCUUCAAUGCGGUUGUAAUAAAUUUUAUUUUUUGCUUUGCAAAUUUGUCAUGUUUUUGUCCAUUACGCAAUCGGUUCAACCACUUCACUGUUUUGGUUCAAUUUUGGUUUUCUGCACGUCUCAGAAAAUAAAACUUCUGGAAGAUAUUUCUAAGGACAUUUAAAAUACGUCCAAGUGUGUAAAACAGCUGUUGGUAAGUUUGCCUUGGAUUCUGGGUUAGCCCAGGAUUAGGCUUACCAUGCAGCUUUCAAUGUUCUUCGUAUUGUGAUGUAUUUUCAUUUUUACGUACCGACACAGACACACAUGUCUUCAAAUUUGUUUACCUUUUAGAUAUGCAAUAUAAUUUCAACAAAAUGAGCGGUCGAACGGACGACAAAUCGCAUGGGUAUGAUUACGGAAGUAUAAUGCACUAUGGGCCUAGGGCAUUCUCAGUUAAUGGAAGGAAUACAAUAACUGCAAAAAAUGGUCAAACUAUUGGACAAAGACAAGGACUGAGUGCUGGUGAUAUUCAACAAGCGAAGACAAUGUAUACUGCAUGUAAAGGUGGAUCAACUGGAGGAGGAGGAGAAGGAGGAGGAGGAGGAGGAGGAGGAGGAGGAGGCACAGGUAUUGUAAGAUGUAUAUAGUUACAGGGUGCAUGCAUGUAUCCGAAAAAAAACUAAACAAAUUUAAAAUUAUAAUAGUUUUGUUUGUGGAAACACCACGUAAAUUUAUUACUGCAAGGCUAUAAGUCAUAAGUCAUAAGUCAUAAGUUAUAGUCAUAAGUUCUCUCGCAAAAUGAGAGAGUCAAUUGAAAUCGAGAAGCACAAUACUAUAGAUCAUGCAGGAGGGAAAGCCACUAGAUAGUACGUGGCGUGCUCUCUUUAAGGUGGCUCGAUACAGUUUUCAAAAAUUCAGGUGUUUAAACACUUUGACAUGUUCAAACUACGCAUUUUUAGGAUUUAUUCAGCAGAUAUUGGGUUUUUUGUUUGUUUUGAUAACUCUACUUUCAAAUUAUAUUCGUUUUAGUAACAGAUAGUUCGUUGCAAUGACGACAUACGUGUACGAAAUUCACUCCAAAAUGGCCUAUCGUCUCGUAUAGUUGCAAAAAAAGCAUGGUGACCCUCAAUUUUUUUUCGUGCAUUAUUUUACUUGGACGAAAAGCUAACAAUUAGAAAAAUAUUAAAAAAAUUCUCUAAUGCCAUUUUUUUGGAAAAUGCGAAAAUGUCAUAUUCUUCGGUAACAUUUUUUUGGCAUUAAAGAAUUUUUUAUUUUUUGUAUAAUGAAAGGUUUUAGCGGUGCACGUGCAAUACCGCAUGCAAAACUUGAACAUAGGUCACCAGACAAAAUAAAGAGAUAUAGCGCAUUGUUUUUCUAACUAUGAAUGGAAAAUUCUAAUGACGUCAGCAAUUGACAUAAAACGCUAUAGAACACGCGCAAUGGCGUGAGAUGGCGCGAGCAACUGCUCACGUCAGGUCAUUUUGGAAGUUCUUUCACUUUGUUAAUCAGUUUCCGCGACCUGCGCGUAAAAAUGGUCAACCGGUUUUGAGUUCGCGAUUCUUGAGCAGGGUUUUUGUGAUAACUAUAUCGAGCCACCUUAAUGUGCAAAAUUAAUUUCUCUUGUCUUGGAUGCGCGCGCGUUAAUUAGAAUCACUUCACUACGUUUGAAAUGACGUGGUUGAUGUGCCGUUUAAUUAAAUUUCAAAUGACGCAAGCCAACAGAUCACGACACUUUUGUAUAUAAAAAGGGCGUGUGAACAAAGAGUAAAGAUAUGAAGAGAGUUCACUCGGUGAAAAAUGCAGUGUUUAGGAAGUCACACGGAUUUGCGAAGCUGACGCCAUUUACACGCCAUCAAAAGCAAAUUAAAUAUUCCCCCCAAAAAUUAAUAUGCCAGCAGCCAGUACCGUCGCUGCGUUUUCAGUCAAAACCAGGGCGGUUAUAUAUAGGGCGGCGCAACGCCAGUGAUUUCGCUGAUCGACGUGUGAUGCGGGCACUGGUAAGCAAUUUCCUGCAAUACACGGUCAGCGGUAGUCAAUUUUAACUUAACAUCGCUCUAUGUCUUAGCAACCUGCAUAGCAACAACGCUGUACUAAAAACAAAUAUUAAAAAUUGUGAAAUUAACUUCAAUUCACCCAGUUUUUAACGUUGUUUCUACUGAAUAAGUUGUCGGUAGCUUUUUUAUUAUCAUUAUCAAACAUGAACUAAACAACAAUAAAUAAAACGAACGAAAUUUCACUUUAAUAUCAUGUUACAGUUUAAUAUAAAGUUUGUAGUCGAUCAAAUUGCAUUAUUCUUGGACGUCGUAUAAAAGAACUUUAAUAGCACUAUAGCAGAGUAUAGCCUAGACUUUAAACUAGAGAACUUAAGACCUGACUCCUAGACUUUUACAUCAAAUAAUCAAACAUUUUUUUCCAACACAGUGUAAUCUUGCAGCCUUGUUCAUCAGCACAUCUUAUUGUCUAAAACACAAACAUUCGUAGAAACCAUGAGUAAAAAUGUACAAUAUCCAAAUCUAUAUUAUACCCAGUGUUAUUAUAAUUAUAGUAUACAAUAACUAUACCACUCUCGAAGUUUUGGAUCAAAAACAUUGAGUUUGAAGUUUUUGUUUUAAAAUAUUAGAUUUUCCAAAUUUUUCGGUUAAAACUGCUGACGAUAUUUUCACUGCAAAAGACUUUUGAAAGUGCGAAAGCAAUGCAUAUGAUCAGCUUUUGCUCAAUGUUCGAUAGAAGAAACAUCGACCUUCGAUGGAGUACCCCAGAUUACAAGUUAGAUAGAGGGCAAGAAUCAAUCUCAAAUUAUUUUAUUUCAACGAAUAUCGAACAUAAUACUUCUCGCCUAGCAUCCGAAGAAGAACUACGGUGUUGGCAGAAUUUUAACCUAUAAAGCGCCAACCAUAUUCUCAAAUAACUAGUUUCGUGCUGCACAGAACUAUGUGAUAAAUAUGCUCUGAAAACAUAUUAAAAAUGCUUCAAUACCUAUGAAACUUUAGCAAUACAUCGACAGAACUAAUGCAAAUGACAGCCGGUCAAAACACUUCGCAUUGUGUACAUCAUUCAAAAUAUAUGACCGGUAAAAGUGGGAAAAACAGGGCCUGAAAAAGGGUCUUAUUUCUGCCAUGAUAUCUUCUAAGAAUCACUGACUUCGAUUUUUAUGAAAGACACAAGUUAGUACACAUAAAAUAAUGAACUCUAACAUACCUUAGUUUGUAGGUGUUGGCAGUAGAUUCACACAAGAUAUCCUCAUUUGAAAUUUAGUCUCCAUGGAAGUCAUUAAAAGGCACGGACAUUAUAGACCAUAAAUUCUCUUGUACAAGCUAUUUUACCAUUACAGAACACAGACCCUUUAGCCAAAGAAAUACUUUAGCCAUUUUGCCAUUUAAACCAUUCUAACACCAAAAAGAUUGAGAAAAAUGGCCAGACGAACUGAACAACUAAAAAUCGCGGGUGUUUUCAAUUUCCUUCAAAAUCGUACUCGCCCCAGCUUUUUUCCGUAUCACACGUCGAUCAGCGCGCGCUCUCUCGUUGCGCCGCCCUAUAUAUAAGCGCCCUGGUCAAAACUAUAGGGAAAACACAGUUUGAAAUGCAAAAGUGGCAUUUUUAAGGAAAAGACGCUUUCGAGCUUCAUAUCUGGACAAAAUUUGUCAACAAUAACAGUAAGUGACCUUUUCUAUUCACAUAAGAAGUACGGUUGAGCUUUUGAAAAACUUUUAUUUGAUUUUGAAAGUUGAAGGAGCGAUCUGCCCACAGAUUGUGAUAUCCUAUAAAGCGAACAAAACUAUUUGCCGGGAAUAUAUUUCAGUGGCAAGACUCUCUGCUUGGCAAGUUGAGUUUGUACUUAAUGGGCUGAUAUCCUGACAAUCAAAAUACACAAUUUAAAUCAGAUCAACACACGUAUCGAACUCUCAAAGACUGAGACAUAUUGGUCGAGACGAGGGGCAUUUCACUCCAAAAAUCCCGUACACUUCGUCAAAAAAUCCGAACAAAUCCGGAAAAUCCAACAGAUUUUCUCUUCAAAAAUCCGCUAAAAAUCCGGGAAAAUCCGCUAAAAAAUCCGCGGAUUUUUAAAAAUCCGAAAAUCCCGUAUGCUUCGUCAAAAAAUCCGGAAAAAAAUCCGAACAAAUCCGGAAAAUCCAAACAAAUCCAGAAAAUCCAACAGAUUUUCUCUUCAAAAAUCCGCUAAAAAAUCCGGGGAAAAUCCGCUGAAAAAUCCGCGGAUUUUUAAAAAUCCGAAAAUCCCGUACGCUUUUUUGGAGUGAAAUGCCCCUCGGGUCGAGACUUGUUUUUUGCUAGUUUUUUCUCGUUGAAAAAAGUUAAUUAUGUUCUUACCUGAACAUUAUACAAUACGAAAUAUACUGCAAUGUCAAUUCUGAACAACUUCUGAGCUUUUCUGCCGCAAAAACGACACAACUGGGGCCGGUUGUAUAAAAACGUAGUUAGCGCUAACUGCAGUUAAAAAGUAGUUAAAAAGUAGUUAAAAAGUGGUUAACCUUAAUCACGUAGUUAAGCCGGUUGUAUAAAAGUGUAGUUAGCCUUAACUGCAGUUAAAAACUAGUUAAAGUUAACUAUGCUUGAGGGUAUAGUUAACUGUCCAAAACGUAGUUAAAAAUGGCGUUUGUAUAGGAGUGAACAACAUUUUUCAAUAAAACAACAAUGAAAAGCAACGCUUACCUGAGAUUUUCAAUCGCUAUCUUCCCUGUGAAUGUUUCCUGACAAUAUAAACUCUUCAAACGCUAUCGCUUUGGUGUUUUACGAAAACAGAACAUAUUUUUGCACAGGACGAUUUCUCGAAGACGAAGUAUGGUCCAUUACACCAAGAAACACUGAUAUAUAAUUGCCAAACAGCUAGACCUUGGUUUAACGUAGGCAUCUCAAGGAAAAACUGCAUUCUUUUAUGAUUUUUGUGGCGGUUUUUCCUUGUUUUCUUGUACAUUUUUCACUGUUUUCUAGUGUUUUGAAUAAAAUUCCCGCCUAUUUGCAAAGUACGAGUCCACAAUCAUGUUGAAAAUGUGUGUCAGCGGUCGUUAUUCGCUACUUACUUUAUGUAAUUUUGUGUUUAAACGCCCCACGCAAGCCCCACGCACAGUUAACUACGUGAUUAGUUAACUAUCCGACUAACUACGUUUUGUGCAACGCAGUUAAGUCAUGUAGUUAACUAAUUACAGUUAAGGAUUUAACUACAGUGAUUAACGCUAACUACAGUUAGCGCUAAUUACGUUUUUAUACAACCGGCCCCUGGAGUAUAGAACAUCGUGUAGAACAACUUUUUUUAUCUCUUUUUGACUUGUCAACACAAGUUUCGAACUUCACUCCUUCGAGUAUAAUUUUCCCUUUUCGCAGCGUUCGAGUAGUGUUUAUAGCCCCAUUUGUUGUUAAAAAUGUCCAGUCUAACCCAUUUUCUUGAAAUUAAAACGAAACAGCAAAUCACCUGGAUAGUUUCGUUAAAAUCACUGUUUUUAUGUCAAAAAUUCGGAUUUCCCCAUCUAUUUCCUUAUAAAAAAAUUUCACGGUACUGGCUGGGAAGUUACGCAUGCGCAGUAUGGCCAAUCGUGCGUGUGACUUGUUUUGGCUUGAGUGAACUCUCUGUAUAUACUUCCUCUGUGGUGUGAAUUAAACAAGUCACAUAUUAUUAGCACUGAUGAAGAUCCGGGCUUACCGAUCGAAAGCUUUGCAGUAAUAAAUUUACGUGGUGUUUCCACAAACAAAACUAUUAUAUGUUUUAUCGCCAUGCAAACAUACAAAGAAAUUUAAAAUUGCUCUGAACUUCGCGAAGCGACUCUUUUUAUUAAUAUAGUGGAUACAAUUUUAAAAUUCUUUUUUACUUUCAAAACACUAAUAAAGUAUCAAUUUCCUUUGAAUUUUCUUCAUUUUCUUCUUCAUUUAUUGAUGUAUUUAGAAAUUGUGACUUGUUUCGCAUUGUUACAUUGCUGUACAGAUUUUUGAAAUGCUGUUUGUGAUAAAUUGCACUGCCGGAACCUAAACUAAUCACAUUAGAGUAUCAUUUCAAUGACUGUAUAUUCACGUAUAUACCAAUAAUUUUUCGAGAACGUUUUUCAUAGAACAUUAUUUUCAAAAAAGAUCUCAAGCAAUCAUUAUUUCUAUACUUUUAAAUAUAUGCUAGAUACUUUUAAACUUUCUUACUUCCUGACUCAGUGAAAAAAACCCGUAUAUAUAUAUUAUAAACUUUAGGCUACAUUUACACGCUGCAGUUUUUCCAGUUCGCGAUUCGUAAUCAGGUGUAUUUGUUUGAUUAAUCACACGCAAAGUGGCUGCCUUUCAAAUUUUGUCAUAAACGACAAAAUGAGAGAAAUUGUGAGAACAGUAAUUUUCACACGCCAGAAUACGAAUCCAUUUCCAGAAAAUUCAGACAUGGUUGCCCUCACUUUUUGAAAGCGAGAAAUUCUAACUUUUUUACGUCUCUGCUAUUCAAAUUAUAAUAACUAUCACGGCACCAUAUUGACAUGCAUGUACAGUUAAUUUAUUCAAAAAGUGAGGGCAACAAUGCCUGAAAUUUCUGGUAAUGGUACACGACAAUUCGUACCAUGUGAAAGCACACUAAGCUGAGCAGGCCGUUGUGGCGUUGUACAUUAUUACAGUGUAUUAUAAGCAGCAAAAGUUACAUUAAUUUCCGACGAAGGACCUUUGCUCGAAACGUCGAAUCUUUCUGUAUCGUUUAGGUAGUGAGUGGAACUCUUGCUGCUUGUUAAUGUUGUUAUCCGCUACCUACACUGGCAAAAUAUUGAAGUUUGUCGUACAUAUAUAAUUAGUAUAAUUUGUGUAGACACCACAGUGCUUAAUAGUCCAUCUUCAGAUUAUAGCAUCUGCAUCAAUAGUCAGAAUAGUUUGUCUACAAAGUUGAGACCAAAAUAAGGAACAAAAUAAAAUAGCGAGCGAAAAACGUUGCCGUUGGCAAGCUAAAUCUGUAUAUCGAUUUCGUUUUAAACAAAUAUAUAGUAAUGAUUGAACGUGUCCCAAAGGUUUUUUCGUUUUUCUCGUUUCCAUUCCAGCAUGUUUAUCCGAUAAAGAUGAAAACUGUAGAGCCUGGGCAGCAAAAGGGUAUUGUCGUCAUUCUAAUGUACACUAUAUGAUGCAAAAUUGUAAGAAGUCUUGUUGUUCUGGUAAUGUCACGAAUGGCAACCAACGAUGCCAAGAAUGGGCAAAUCGUGGAGAGUGCAGUAACAACCCAGGAUACAUGCUGCUGAAUUGUCAGGCCUCGUGCUGUAAAUGUUAACUACAGGUAUUAAUGGCAGUUUUGUUAGAUACAUUUAGGCCAGGGUCAAACGUCGAACUUUUCAUGCGCCGAACCUAAUGUUAAUGAGCUAAGUUUUUUGUUUCACUUCAUUUGCAUUAGGUUCGGCGGAUGAAAAGUUAGACGUUUGACCCUGGCCUUACAUAGUUAUUGCAAUGCAUGUGUUUGUUGGUCGGUCUGUGUUCUGCCUAAUGUUAUUUAAUGCUGGGGUCGGCUGUAUCAAAGGCGUUUAGCUUAAACGGUUUAUAGGCAAAAAAUUAAAAACAAUCUUAUUCAUUUUGUAAAUAAUUGAACUUAAAUUUUAUCAACUAAAUGUGUAGUACUAUGCAUACUUGUUAUGCUUAGACAGAAAAGUUGACUUUGCUUGUAGUCUGUAGUCUGUAGUUGAUAGAUUUGUUGGAUAUUUUUGACUUAUCCACCGUUUAAGCUAAACGCCUUUGAUACAACCGGCCCCUGAUAUUUAGCGUCUAUUUUCUGAUAAUUUACAUGAAAGCAGCUAGUGCACAUUAACAAAAACAUAAGUAGAGCCUGAAAACGAAUCCUGCAUGAAUAUUCAACAUGACGGCAGACAUUAACAGUGUAAAUUCUUAUCUGAUGCUGCGUUUUUCUAAACUCUGAAUUGAAAAAUUCUAUGGCAAAUUUAACAGCUUAAAUACAAGGAGGGUAUAAACAAUGCUUAAGUAGAGUAGGUGACAGUGCAGGUGUUAUCCAAGCAUGCGAUUUUUUCAAUAUGAAAUUAGUGAGAAAAAAUAAGCUCAACACCUGCAUGAAUUACAUUAUUUCAACUAUGCCUAAAUUGUGCUAAAUUUAAAGUUAUAUUCUUUCCACCUUUAUAGGACCUGUUAAAUGAAGGCUCCCAGAAUCGAAAAACUGUAUUCUAACUUUUAAACUUCUUAAUAAGAAAUAAAAGGAGAGCUUAAAAUCAACUUGUGUCGUUUCUUAUAGUUGAUACAUUCUUACAGCGGCCGCAGAAGAACAAUA